Calliphora vicina (urban bluebottle blowfly) is the source of this 624-nucleotide messenger RNA. Its product is annotated as thioredoxin domain-containing protein 17. Gene Ontology annotation, molecular function: protein-disulfide reductase [NAD(P)H] activity. The record is from RefSeq and is a predicted model, not a curated record. Gene Ontology annotation, cellular component: cytosol. The transcript is spliced from 3 exons. The coding region runs from base 148 to 531 and encodes 127 amino acids. NCBI's taxonomy places the organism in Eukaryota, Metazoa, Arthropoda, Insecta, Diptera, Calliphoridae.
UCCGGCUUUUUUCGUAUAGUAUUUUUUACAAUCUAAUUUGUUUAUCUAAAAAUAUUUAAUCAACAAGUAGUUCAAUAAAACAUUAAAAAUCAUUUGAUUAAUAGCAAGAUAAGCUAGUAAAGAAACUGUAUUAAACGAACAAACAACAUGGUACGCAAAGAAUACACCAAGGGAUUUGAGGGUUAUCAAAAAUCCGUAGAAGAGUUGUACAAAGAUAAAAAUACCCAAUUAUAUAUCUACUUUACGGGUGAAAAGGAUAACAAAGGUGUUAGUUGGUGUCCCGAUUGUAAUGAUGCCCAACCUUUCGUCGAUCAAGCUGUAGAGAAAUUUGCCGAUUCUGAGGCUAUCUUGCUUACAGUAGAUGUUGGCGAUAGACCUUUCUGGAAAGAUAUGAAAAAUCCUUUCCGUGGUGAUGCCAAUAUAAAACUCAUGGUCAUUCCUACUUUGGUACGCUGGAAGAGUGUUGUCCGCCUAGAAGGUGACCAGCUCACUAAAAUGGAUCUGUUAGAUAUGUUUUUCAAUGAAGAAUAAUUGUAUUUAUUAACUAUGUUUUCCUAUAUUUUAAGCUAUAAAGUUGUUUAAAAUAAAUUAUGACAAGCACGUUUUUUACAAGAAAUAAUUAAA